Messenger RNA from Caenorhabditis angaria, 461 nucleotides. Lineage: Eukaryota; Metazoa; Nematoda; Chromadorea; Rhabditida; Rhabditidae. The record is from the annotation of a GenBank genome assembly.
AUGUUUCGAGUUGUCGUAACUCUUCUGAUUCUCACUGUCGCCGUGGAUGCCACAAGAAACCCGCAAAUCACCGAAAUCACAGCCGAUUUGCGCUUCGAAUGUCGAUUGGACAAUCGUUUCAUGUGGAAAUAUCAAGUGGUAUUUUUGGAGUAUGAUUUUGGCAGGUGAGUUAGGGUAACUUAAGAUAACUUCUCUAAGAUUACCCCCUAAAAAUUUCCAGAGCUCACGACGUUUUACACCGCUCCAAAGUGCACCGCGCAUUCUCCUCCAACCCACGAAACCGCUUCGUCUUCAAUGCUUCCGGAGGUGAUGGAAUUUUCGAUUCGAGCUACGAGAUUUAUGCGCAUGUUGUUCAUAAUUGCACACCGAGUGGCAAAAAAAUCGUGGCCAAAUUCUUUUUGGGAGAUGUUGGAACUUUCAGAACAUCAGAAUAUUUACGCAAAACUUUGACGCUUUAUUGA